Molecule: messenger RNA, 1279 nt
Organism: Myxozyma melibiosi
Lineage: Eukaryota; Fungi; Ascomycota; Lipomycetes; Lipomycetales; Lipomycetaceae
Product: rab-GTPase-TBC domain-containing protein
Exons: 4
Coding region: 132-1199 (355 amino acids)
Biological process (GO): activation of GTPase activity; negative regulation of septation initiation signaling
Cellular component (GO): mitotic spindle pole body
Molecular function (GO): GTPase activator activity
Source: RefSeq, a predicted model, not a curated record
CGCGCAACACGCAUCUGAGGUUUGUUUACAUCUCGCCGCGCCACGCGCCAGGGAUUAUUUAUUGAUUGACAACACUUUCAACAAUCACUCUGCAGGCAACAUUCAACUCUCUCCUCUGAUUCAAAACAGCAAUGAGACGAGCUCAUCAUAAAAAGAGAGAUCAGAUAGAAUCUGCGCUCCGGAAGCCGCCAAUAGUGGUCGAUCAAGGCUUGUCUGAGUUGAGAUAUUUGAUUUUGACGCAAGGGCUUUCAAAUGAUCCAGAGAGUGACUUUUGCACGUACAGACCAUACGUAUGGAGUCUUUUGCUCAAAGUUCCUCCAUCACAAGCCAAAAACUACAUCAAUCUGAUCCAUCGCGGGGCGUCACCUGCAUACUCCAAGAUCCGCAACGACACAUUCAGGACACUGACGACCGACAUUCUCUUCCAGCGACGUGUGUCAGAGACUUCACUAAUCAGAAUCCUGAAUGCGUUGGCGUGGCGAAGAUGGGACGACUAUCGUGACCGACAGCACCGCGAACAAGUCAGACAGUUGCGUGUCGAGUCACGGCAGAAACCGCAUUCACCUGGACCGUCUAGUUCUCGCAACCCUUAUUCAUCGUCAGAAGCUUCAUAUAUGAACGUUGACAUGGCGAAUAUUUCCGUCUCAGAGUUGUAUGUACAGGGACUGAACGUACUGGCCGCUCCGUUCCUGUAUACUUGCAAUAGCGAGACGCAGGCUUUCGCAAUCUUGGAUACCUUUGUCCAUACCUGUUGUCCUCUGUAUAUUCGACCUAUGCUAGAUGGUGUUCAUCUAGGACUAAAGAUCCUAGACGCCUGCUUGCAGAUCAUUGAUCCGACUCUCUAUUCUUAUUUGAAGAGUAAACUAUUAACGGCUGAGCUCUAUGGAUUUGCAUCUGUACUUACAAUGUCAGCCUGUACGCCACCGUUGAACGAGGUGCUUAUACUGUGGGACUUUUUGAUCGCAUUCGGACCUCAUAUGAAUAUCCUAGCGGUUAUAGCCCAACUGCUACUUAUCCGGGAUUCGCUCCUGGCCUCACAAAGCCCAAUGGCGCUACUACGGACGUUCCCACCACUCCAAGCAAAGAAAGUUAUUACCCUGGCUGUCAGCUUCGUACCGCAGUUGCCGGACGAGCUCUAUGAUUUACUAGUGCGUCAUCCGUAUGAUGAAGGUGCUGCGGAGAAGAUCCGCAGUCUAUGACCUGUGCUUUUUUGUCUAUAGCAAUUUCUUUACCGUAUAUAACGUUGCCCAAUAUGAACCAAACAUAAUAGAAUACAGAU